AAAAUUGUAUAAUCCAUAUAUAAAAAAAAACCUCUUUGAAAACAUAAUAAAUGUUUUCAUCUUUAAUUAGGUGAAAUAAUUUUUAUAGGUCUAUUAGAAAGGAGUACUUAUUGGAAUAGUGGCAUAUUUAUGAGAAGGGCACAAGGGGUCCGUGCUCUCUCACCAUUGGCCGUACCUAUUUAUAUAUUUUAAUAACUAUUAUAGUAAAUACAGAUGAGUAUAACCUUACGUAAUAUAUAUAUUAUAAUAUAAUUUGUAUCAUCAUGAUCUGAGUGUAAAGACAUUUUUUUAAUAAAUUGAACAUAAAUUAAUAUAAAAUUAUUAUAUUAAUAUAUUAUUUAUUGGUUUUAGAAUGAUGUUUAUUUUUAUUUUAUUUUUUUAUCUGUAAUCAACUUUUAUUCUUCCAGAAAUCUUGCUCCAAUUUUCAAUUUUCGCAACUUUUCUGAAAAGCAAUUUUAUCUUUGGGUACUUUUAGGAGGUCAUUUUUUAAUUUUCCAUGCGAUUUUCAUAAUAACUGGGAAAAUCUAGGGAAAACUUAGGAAAAGUGGGAUAAUUUACAAAAAUAAUUUUUUAUUAUUUUCAAUUUUGUUUUUUGUUGUAAUUUAAUUCAUAGAGAUUUUAAAUUUUGAUAGAAACUUUUUCAGACGCGUUAAAAUUUUAAAAACAUUUGAGCUAUUUUUAAGCUAUUUAUAGACAUUUUAAUUUAGUGAGUUUUUUACAUAAUUUUUAUUUGUUAGUUACUUUAUGGAUGAAAUUUUUUGAAUCAAACAGAUGUUUGAAAAUUUAACAAGAAAUUCAUUUUAAGUCGUACAUUGUGUUAAAAAAAAUUGUGUAAUGAAGUUUUUGUUUGUAAUGAUUUAUCAUUGUAUACAGAUAUAAAUUAAAUUACCAUAAUAUAAUAUUAUGGAUUGAUUGUAUUAUUAUAAUAAUUUAUUCCAGUAAUUUUUGAUAUUCGCUUUAACACUAUGUAGCAUCCUAUGCCCUUUUUUUACCUAUUCGCGCCUGGAUACACGUGUAUUUUUAGUAUACAUUUUGUAUAGGUACUAACAUAAAUCAUUAUAAUAAUGCAUAACACUAACAUAAUAUUUGAUUUACUAUUAAUAACUAUAUAUUAUUAAUCAUUAUAGUUUGUACGUGUCUUCGUAUAGGUUUACACAUAUUAGCGUAGGGUAGAAUUUGAUUUGAUUUUAAAAAUAUUACAUCUAUUCAAGUCUGUAGUGGAUAUACAUAAUAAUAAUAACCUGUAGGCUGCAUGUACCUUAAGUACCUACUGAAUCCUUUUAGGAAAUAGGUCAACGAUGUUUUAUAUUUUCAAGGAAAAUGAUGCAUAAAAAAAUCCUACAUUGGAUAUAAAAUUUAAAAAAAAAUCAAGAAUGUUUUAUGUCUAGCGUGUAAUUUUCGUAAUUAUAACGUUUAAAAAAGUUGAAAUUAUUGUUAAUAAAAAGGGCGCACAUUGUAUACAUAUACAUGUAUAAGUUCAUAGUUUAUAUAUAUAUUGCGGACCGAAUGCGGCAGUGUAUCCUUUUUUUUUUGUUAUCAAGUAUUGUUUUGUUUGACAUGCAAAAUAGCGAUUUAAAAAAAUAUGCAAAAAAAAUAAAAAUAAAUAGCACGCGGUACCCGCUCGCUGCUCAUGGAAAGGUACGAAAGUAUAAAUGGAAACUUAAUAGCUCGUACCGACCGCGGAGGGAUUGAACCUAAACAGAUUGGUUUUGACAUGCAAAACAAACGCUCGCCCGUCGCUUGGUGUUUUUCCUUUUUGUCGGCGCCGACAUGGAUAAGGUGAGCAAUAUUCAAGUACAUAUAAUAUCAUUAAUAUUUUUUUUCUGUUCUUUAACUGUUUAUUGUUAUUUGUUUAUUUGAUUUAUUAAUGCUAAGUAGCGGUAAUACUAUAAUAAUAUUAAGAUUUUAUUUUUGUAAUAUUUAAAAUGUAUAACUACUAUUAAUAAUAAUUACUGUUAGAAUCACAAAAUAUAAAUGCGUAUAGUAUAAUAGAGGUACCUAUUAUUAAUAUUAAAAUAUUUUAUUAAGAAAAAUUUGUAUUUUCUUUAGAACCGCAGUUAAAAUUAUAAUUUUAUUGGUACCUAUAUUUCAUGGCAUAUUAUUGUACUGCACAAUAUGUUAUACAUUGAGCAAAUGAAUAUUAGACUAUCUACCUCCAGAAAAUACAUUUUUGUUACAUUGUCCCUGCGACAGAGUGUGUGUGAAUGACGUGACCAGGAAUGUUCAAUAGGAAGGGAUGUAGUAAAUAAUAAUCAUGACUCAUGAAUAGAUCGUAGAAUAUUAUUCUGUCACACCUAACUUGACAAUUAGAAUUUAAAAGUUGGAUCGAAAAAUAGUAAAUUUUUAUUCCAUAAAUCUAGCCUUUUUCUUGUAAUUUGGCUGAAAUAAAUAAUUUCUUGAUAAAAUUACUAAAUAAAUACUCAUAGUUGUUGGAUUGUUAAGCCAAUGGUGGGGAGGGCGUGGAGGGGGGACAUAACACAUAACGUAUAUCUGUGUACGUCAUUGGUAUCUGUCAUCAUAUUGUGCGAUAUUCUUUAUACGUGUGAUCGAAUAUCAUCACGACUCAUGAGUAAUUUAUAUUAAAUACCUAAAACCAUUAUACAUAUAGAUAUUAGAUAAUAUACAGGUAUUUAGAGUUCAUUGUAAUACAUUAAUCAUUAUAUGAUAUAAUAUGAUAGAGGCGUAUAGGUACUGAGUAUAAUAGCAUAUAUUAUAAUAUAUUUGAAUGUGUAUGGUAAAAUAGAUUUGUUUAAUGUCAAAAUAGCACGCGUACCUAUACAUAAUAAACGAGUUAGAAAAAAGAUUACGUGGUAUGCGGAUUCAGGAUACGUUAUAAAUACCUAAGGUUAAAAAAAUGGAACGUAGUAUAAUAUCAUUAUUAAUAGCAUUUGAUAAUACCUAUAAUAAACUGUAAUACUAAUGACGAUUUAUCAAACAUAAAAAAAAAGAAAUGUAUCCAUGCUCUUUGCUUUGUUGAAAUGUUUAGAUAAAUAUUACUAAAUAUUAUACAAUAAUCAUUAAUACAAAUAUAUUGUAUGAUUACAAUAGGUAUUAGAUAUAAAUAUUAAAUAUUGGUCAUAAAUAUAUCUUUAGUUCCAGGGAAGAAGAGUUUAAGUCAUUUUCACAAAAACUAUACUAAACAUUUUUUUUUUUUCACUAAAAAAUAUAUAACAUUUACAAUCUGUACAUUAAAAAACAAAUUACAAUAAGCAAAUAGGUGAACAAAAAUAAAAUAUUUGACUUAGAGACGUGAAACAGGGAAACCAUACAGUGAUAGAACCCUUAUAACUUAAAAAUUAUCUAAAAAAUGACGGACAUUUUUGGAAAAUUAAGGGAAAUGAUUGAAAACGAUUAAAAAUACGUAAGAAAAAUAAAUACAAAAUAAGCAUUUCUUCAUUGGGACCAAAAAUUAAAAUAGUUGUAAAAUAAAAUCAUUUUCGAUUACGAUAAAAUCAUUCAGAAAGAAAAUAAGAAUAUAUUAUUCGGAAAUAUUCUACGGUACGGCAAGGGAAAUAAACCUUCAUAUCCCUCAUAAUAUAGAUAGGUAGACGUCAUUUUAUGCAAUUAAUAACUGACGAAUAUUUUUAGAUGUUAUUUUAAUACGUCUUCGAAGUUUAUACUCUAAUAUAACCGACGAUGGUUUUAACAACUUUUAUUUAUUAAUUGACAUAAAUAUAGGUAUAGACGGUUGAAAAAAAAAUAAAACGUUUUUUAAAAGCAUACCGUUUAAAACGCUUAUUCGAUGUUUUGAUUAUCAAAAUACUUUCACUACCUAUAGAAAUAAUAAUGACGAAAAAUAUGUGCGUAUAGUACCGCCUGUUAAAAUAUGUUAUUACAGGAAUAUAUUCGUUGUUAUUGUUUAUUUUGCGAUCAAACCUAACCUGUAUAGGCUAUAGAAAAUAGGUAUAUAUAUUUUUAGAUAUUUCUAUAGGUUAGGUGGGUACAUACAGGGUGAUUUUUUUAUCAUGAACCAGCAAUCAUCUUAGAGGAAUUUGAGUGAAUUUGAUUUCUGUUUUUUCUAAUCAUUAUGGAAUUGUUUAAGCUUUAUUUUAAAGCCAUUUUUAAUUUUUCAUCCUUACUCCAUAUACCUUAAAUAAGUACAUACUUUUGAUUUUCAAAUAGGAACUCCUGUAUGUAGGUAUACCUACAUUAAAACUCUUUAGUUAUUAUUAUAUUAAGUUUUAAUAAUGGAUUGUUUUUAACAAUACUAUAAUUUCAAUGACAAAUUUAGGCUAAGGCAGGUUAAAUAGCGUAGUUGACGUUUAGCAUAAACAUUUUCGGAAGGACGAAACAUUUGUUUUAAAUGAUUUUAUUUUAGAUUCGGAGCGUGGCGAGGAAUGUAUUGGUUUUAUAAUCAUGUUUUAUAUAUUUUUUUUUUUUAUCUGUGAGCAAGUUUUUUAUCAGAAAUCUUGGUCCGAUAUAUCAAGUAAAGCGGUUUUUCUGAAAGGCAAUUUCAUCUAAUAGGUUCUUCUUAUAUGUUGUUUUUUGAUUUUCCAAGCGGUUUUCAUAAUAAUUGGAAAAUCAUUUUUAAAAUUAUUAUUUUUCAAUUUUGUUUUUUUUAUUGUAAUUCAGAUAAAAAUAUUCGUAGAGACUUAAAAUUUAGACAAAAAUGAUAAUAAUUUUAAAACAAUUGUGUCAUUUUUGAGUUAUUAUUUGAGGGCAUUUUUAUUUUACGAUUUUUUUUACAUAAUUUGUAUUUGUGGAUAAAAUUGUUAGACUAUACAAAAAUACAUCAUAAUUAACAAUGAAAUUAACAAGAGGUUCAUUAUUUAUAAGCCGUAGUUAGUGGCCAAAAAAAAAAAAAAAAUUGUUUAAUGUAAGAUUUUUUUUUUAUAAAAAUUUUAGUAUUAAAUUUUGACGAAAAUUGUAAAUGUAUUACGGCUUUUCAAAACAUAUAUAAUAGAACUUCGCUCCGAAUCGUUUUUGUUAGCAAUAGUUUAUCGUUGCGGACAAAUAUGAAUUAAACUCCUCUUUAUAUCCUACCUCCUCAACCUUUCAUCUAUAACAGUGUCCCAACCGUCAUACGAAGUCUUUUUAAAUUUGUCGCGAUAAAAAUAUAGUAACAAUUGAAUAAUGUAGCUUCGUUUAAAAUAUUGUAGUUUUUAGAUCCUUAAUAAAAUGAAGAAACUUCAGUGGUGCACAGGAGAAUUUUGAAAGCACAUGCAGUUUACAAAUGUAUAUCCAGCCACCCAUUUUUUUUUACAUGUAAAAAAAAAUGUUGUCACUUCACAUCACAAUUAUACUCAAGAGCUCUUGAGUUAGUGUUUAGCAACGUUAGCGUUUUGUUUAAAACUAUUUAAUAAAAUAAUCAAUACAUGGGUGUAAACAUGUAUUGCUUAAAGACCCGUUUAAAGAUUAAUACAAAUUUGAACUGUAUAUAAUAAUUAAUAAGAUGGCUAAAGACACACGUAGUUGUAAUAUUUGGUAACCUAUAUGGGCGCCACUAAGAAGCUUUAUUAUAGUUUUACAAUGAUGUGUUUAUUUUUCCGAUUGAUAAAAAUAAUCUUAUUUCCUUAUUUUAUACCGGUACUUGGUGAGGUUUGAAUUUAUCACUUAAUGGUAAGUAUUUCAUUUGAACAUUUUCAAUACUUUUUCAAAAAAUUGUUUUUUACAAAAAAAAAACGUGUGUCCACUGCCUUUCUCGUUGGUUACGUUGGUUAUCCUACCCACAACUAUUUAUCUGUCUACAAUAGUGAUGCACUUAUGGUGAAAAGUAUGUCUGGCUUUUUUGGGGGGAACCGCCACAGUGAGAGUGGUUAAAAAACUAGUCUAGGGCGUCAAAAAGAUAAACUGCAAGUACUUAAUAUAGAUGAUUUUGUACACAUUAAGAUUACAUUGUCAUUACCAUUUUUAAACAAUUAUAGAUAUUUUAUUAUUUCUUAAUGAUAAUUGUAAUAUUAUAUACCAAACAUUAAAUAUGUAUUGUAUAUAUGGGUAUUAGCUAUUGAAUAGAAAACCGUGUUUUGUCGAAUUAAUUAUAUAAUAUUUUGUAUAUUAUUGACUGUACAUUUCAGUAAAAUAAUGUGAAAACAAUUUUCAUCAAAUAAAAUUAGUAGUUUACACAUGUUGUAACAAUGUAUAAUAUUAUAAUCUAUAGGAGUGUAUAGCAUUGUUGCCUGUAGGUAUAAAUUCAUUUUUUUUUUUUUUUUUUGCAAACAAUAAUGACUGUAUGUACAAACGUUUUUUUUGCAACAUCUUUAUUAUUAUAAAAUUAUUCGUAAUAAUUAAGUUCAGAAAAAGAAAAAACUAACAUUUUUUUUUUUUUUUUUACGCCGAGAUGGAAUAUAUAUGGGAGGGGUGGAUGAAUUAUACCUACAUGUAUAAUUAUUUUAAAUCGUAUUUGUAUUUUAUUUUUAUUUAACGUGUCAAUAUACUUAUAUAAUAUUUAGUGUUCUUAUACAAGUUAGUUUAUAAGAAAUAUAAGUAUCAAAUUCAAAAGCGAUUAUUAUUAUUAUAUUAUACUGACAAAAUACGUACGUUCACAAAUGAAAAAAAAAAAAACCAUGAAUAAUAUAUAACGGAUUCAUUAUAUUCACGCUUACUCUUUAUAUUUUAUAUACUCAUUAUACAAUAAAUGUUGAUGUUUUUCGCACGGUCAAUUAUUAUAAUAUAAUAUUAUGCGCACUACGUAUAACUAUGUAGGCACUGCGUAGUGUGUACUCAUACAAAUCGAAUAUUGUAAUAAAAACAUUUGUAAAGGUAGGAUAUCUUAUGCAACGAUGAUUAAAUACGAUUCUGAGCAAUAUUCAGUUGUAAAUGUUUUUAAACUGUUUUUAAUUUUUGCAAACUAUAUUUUUUCUACUUUAGAAAUGGUGCAUUUAUAUAAAUAUUUCCUCUCGACCUUUGUUUAUUAAAUUUAGGAUCUAGAUGCUUACGAAGAAAGUCGUUUUUUUAUUUUCUAAGUAGUUUUCGUAAUAAUUUGGAAAACCGGAAAAAGACGAAAAAUGAAAACUGAUAAAUUUACGGCGUAAUUAUUUUAUUUUAAAUUUGUAUGCUUUAUGUUUUCUACUAGAAAUAUUAUUCCAAUAAAAAAACACCAAGUCAUUUUCGUUGUUGAAUUUUUAAUUUAGUUGGUGAGUAAGAAAGUCGUUUUUUGAUUUUCCUCGUAGUUUGUUUAAUAAUUUAGCAAAAUCGAAAAAAAAACGUAGAAAUAAUAGGGAAAUGUACGAAAAUAUAGUGCUUUAUUAUUUUAAAUCUUGUUUUUUUGUUGUAAAUUAGUUAAACAUUUUCGUAAAGACUUGAAAUUUUGAUGAAAAAUUAUACUUGCUUUUUCUGGACGUGAUAAAUUUUUUUUUAAUUUUUGAGCUAUGUAGGUACCCUAUGGAUAAAAUUGUUUGACUAAACAGAUUUACUUGAAUAUUUAACUGGAGGUUCAUUAUAAAUUGUACUUAGAGGUAAAAAAUAAUAGGAGCUUUAACAUCAAAUUUUGAAGACAAUCGUAAUUAUUAUUAUAUGUACGGACAUUUAAAACAUAGGUAACUGAACUUCGCUCAGAAUCGUUUUUCGUUAGCAAAGUUUAAUCAUUGCGUAAAGGUAUACAUUCAAUUCCCAAAUCCCCACUAACAAUAAUUUUGAAACAAUUUGCUUUUAAUAAAAAUAAGUAGUAAAUGUAAAUGUACAAAUUAAAAUUUAACCUUUCUUCUUAUAUUCACGAGCAUGUUUAUAGUAAUAGUUUAUUCUUGGAAAUAAUCCAGUAGACAAAAUAUACAUUUAUUUAUUUCUUCAAAUAUACGGAUAUUACUCAUGUAUAUAAAGUUAAAUUGAUAACAUAAAUAAUUUUAAAAUUUUUAAUAAAAAAAUAAAACAGCAUAAUAAUAAAAAUGUUUUACUUUAUUCGACUACAAAUAUUCUAAAGGAAAAAAUUAAUUAUUGAUAUAGGUAAUUAAUAUUAUAGCUAAUUUUGAAAACGAUGUAUAGAAUUAUUAAAUUAAUUUGCAGUAGACAUCAGGGUAUUCGAGGGUGAAUAUUUCAUAUAAUUUUUAAAUAUUUAUUAUUAGUAGAGCAACGAUUUGUUUUAAAAAUUAGUUGUGAUUGUAUUACAAUUAAGUCGUUCUAUUAAUUCAGAGCAAUCUACCGGGUUAUUCAGUAAUUUAUAGAAAAACUCUUAAUUUAAUAUUUUUGAUCGAUUAGAUGGAAAAUUGAUAGAAAAAAAGCCUAAACCAAUUAUUAUAGUCAGUUUGCGUUUUCCUGAAUAUGUUACACGUAAAGUAUAGUAAUCGUAAUAAAUUAUUUUGUACUUUAAAAUAUUAUGAUUUUGAGUUAUAGAGUUAGAGUGUUAUAUUAAAUUCGCAUAUUUUGGGGAAGGGUGAACUAAAGUAAAAUAUAAUAAUUUUAGUACAUGUUCAUUAUGGAAAACUUUACACGCACGCUUUAAAAAAAAUCUAGUUUUGAAAAAACUUUAUUGAUAAUAUUUUGUACAUGAGAAUUAAAAUUUAGUUUCGAAUCAAAUAUGACACCAAGAUCUUUUAUCUUACUUACUGUGGUAUAGACGGAAAUUCAAUAUAAUGAUAGGUACCUAUACAUAAAUUGAGAAAUAUAUGUAUCCAAUGUUAUCCAAUGUUCUAUGAAUAUUUUUAACUUGUACGAUAGAAAUAUUGAAAUCGUGUAGCCUACCCUAUUAAUUGUACUUAAAUCCGUGGUAUCCUCUAUUUUGUGUUUACUGUUUAGUCAAAUUUUCAUUAUAGGUUAACGACACUAUUUGCAGUUAAAUUUGUAGUGAUGUGAAUAUCUUCAUAAUUUGUCCACUAGUUUUUAUAGAUUUUUUUUAUCCAUACAAAAAUCAAAAAAAUAUAUUUUUAUGAUAAACCAUCGAAUAUCAAACAAUUAGCUUUGUCCGUAAAUAACUGCAUAUCUUUAAUAUAGUUUUAAACUACUACACUAUAGAAACGACAAAUAUAUUAUCAUAAGAAAUGCUUAUUGUUUAUUCUUCUUUUUUUUCGGAGUAUAAAAGCGGUCUACAUACAUCCAGACCUCAAGUCAUCUCUAUCUGAUUAUCCAAUCGUCUCCUUAGUUGUUCCCCUAUAUCUUUGUUGAACUAUUUCUGUUCGCCUUAUUCUUGGUCUUUCGAGGAGUCUCCUCUAAUUUUUUUUAUUUAUUUUUUUAAUAAUAUUAUAUUUUAUUAUUUUAAUAUAAAUAAUUUACCUACACAUUUUAAUGACAAUAAUUGUAUAUUGAAAUAAAAUAGCAUAAUAUUACCUACUUAUACUCUUUUUUGACCGUCAUUAAUGAACUACAUAUAUAUAUUAUGUACAAUGUAUUAAGGGGACAUAUACACAUAGUAUAUAGGUAAUAUUUGAUAGCGUACUUAUAGUCAAAAUUAUUUACCUACCUACCUAUUAUAAUGACAAAUAUGUUUGAAAAAAAAAAAUGAUAUUUUGUAAAUCCUAAUAUUUUAAAUAAUACGAAAAAAAUUCUAAAAUGCACCUGUAUAUACAACUAUGACAAUAUUAAACGUACAAACGUAUGCAAACAUCAAACAUAAAUUUGUUCGUGAACUGAUUUUCUACGCUAUAUUUGUAUUAUACAUCAAUAGGAAUUAUUAAUACAAUGCAAUCUAUUUUUCGACGCAUAUUUUAGGAAAAUACUAUACAAAAAUAAUGAUAAUGCACAAAAAAAUUAUGCUACGAUUUGCUGCAGUAGCGUAUUUAUGGGAGGAGGGGACUGGAUAUGUGGGAUAGAUGUCUUCCCUUGCUUUUUUUUUUUUUUUUAGGAGUGUUUUGCCACAGUGAAGUUAACGUCAAAACAGAUGAAGUUUUAAAUUUGUUGUGUAUAACAAAACAGAAAAACUUGAAUUAAUUUUUAUAUUAAUAAAAUAGAGUAGUUUAUAUUAGUAAAAUAGAGUAAUAAAAUAAUAUUCAUAUCAGAAUAUGAAUAUCAUUAUGUUCAUUGUUAUUAAAUCUCUACAUAGGAUAAACUGAAAUUAACACUCAACAGGCUACAAUAACUAAACCUAAUUAUUAUAAAAGAUUAUUUUUGGGUGUUAUGAGCAUUCCGAGUAUUUACACAUUUUUUAGGGACUAUUAUUAGGUUUUGGGACACCCUUCGGUCCCUUAAUAUUUAAUAUUUCAAAAGUUUAUGAUACCUUAGGGAAAAAUUGGCUCUAAAAAAUAAUAUUUCAUACCACCUCUCUGCAAGAAAAUCCUAUAUUCGCCUCUUUUAUGCUGUGCUAUAUAACUUUUAGUAUAGGUUAUUAUAAGUAGGACUAGGCAUGAUGUAGAGAAGAUAUUUUAUAUUUUUUGUGUCAAUAUCGUAACGUUAAAAGAUACGAGAAUGGCAUAACUUCACUAUAUCAUGUAUUUAAGUAUUAAAUUGCAAUAAUUCGACAAACGUGUAUAGAAUCAAAAUGUAUUAUUUUAGUAAGAGUUUUUUAAUGCUUAAUAAGGCACAUAAACUAAUCAAAUUAUUAUAAUCCAAUGUUGUUAUUCUUAUUUGAUACAAAGAUAUGUUGAUAGAAUUAUCUAUCUGCAGAUGAUAAUUUAUUUAAUGAAUCUUGUGGUUUAGAAAUAUUUACUUUUUCAUAUAUUAUAUUUCCAUUAUAUUGAAUGAGUUUCUCAAACACAAGUAUAAAAAUUGCUCAUACCCGUGUUGAAAAAUAUACAACUAUCAAAUACAAAAAAAAAAAAAAAAACCACUUUAGAAACUCAAUAUCUCGAUAGAAACAUAUAUUUUACAUUUUUAUAUACAAUAUUGUUAUAAACAUUUGUGUAUACACCACAGCGGUAGAUUAAGCGAUUUGUCGCCAACAAGCAUAAAAGUAUUUGACUUCGCUUCGCUAUCGUAAGAUUUUUUUAACCUAAACAUAAAAUAAAUAAAUAAAAUAAUUAUUUUAAAAUGUAUGAAAAGUGGAUUGGCAUAAAAGAUGUUUGAUAUAAUCAAUAAUUGAUACAAAUACCACGAAGGGAAAAUACGUACACAAUUUAAAUUAUCAUUUAUUAAUAUUGUUACCAUAAAAAAUCGAAACUUUGAAGUGGAAAAUUUUAAACACAUAAAGAGAAUAUUGUUAAAUUAAAAAAAAAAAACACAAAAUAUUAUGCAAAAUCAAUUUUAUUUUGAAACUUGUUAUAAUGAUGAUUCAAAUUUGAACUAGACAUUUUCUUUGUAAUUUAAAGUACCUAUGUAUUACUCGUAUAUUUUGUGUAUUGUUUCGUUAACUUUUUCCAAAAACAUAAAAGAUGAAUUAAGUAGGUACCUACAUUAUGUUAAUUGUUAGUGUUUUAUGUACAUUUUAAAAUCAGUAUAUAAAAUCAUCACUAUAAGAUGUCGAAAAACAAUCUCUAAAAAAACUAUUUGGGAUUAAAAAAAGUAAAUUAAGUUUUUGUCUUCUUUUUUUAAAAAUGGUAAGUUUGACACCCUAAAAACUCGCCACUCCAAUCAACUACUUAUUCUGCUUGUAAGUAAACUCAACGCUGAUUUAUAUAUUUUAUUCAUUCGAUUCUUCGGUACAUAACUAUACUGUUUAGUAAAGACCUAUAAGCUUUAAAUUUAAAACCUUGUGUUGAAAAAACGUUUUAUCUCGAAACGACUGUAAUCUAGCACAAACGCCCAUGUUAAAUAUAACAUAUCUUGAAUGUAACUUAUUGUAAACAUUAUCUGUAAUCGAGUACCUAUUAAUUCAUAUACAAAUUCUGGUUUUUUUUUCUUUUUUAAUAAUAAAAAUAUGGCAUUUUUUAAUUCUUGAAUAUCUGCCUACAUAGUAAAUACCGUCUCAUUCAAGUGAAUUAAAAAUCGAUAUGCUAAACCUACCUAUUAUGUUAUAAUAAUACUUACCUUAGUUGUUGUCUUUAAUAUUUAGUAUUGAAAUAUAUUUAUACAUAAUAGCUAAUUUGUUUCUCUUUUUGUGCGUGAACAUGUUUUGGAACAAAUUUCACAAUAAUUCACAAUAAAUACUCGUAACGAUAGUGCGGGACUACUGUUCAAUUUAUUUUAAAUUUAAUUUAAAUAUUUUGUUGAUAAAUUUAAAUAUUUUCUAUAAUUUCAUUUAAAUUUUCCCAUUGCCUUUUAAAUAUUAUGGAUUUGUGCCUUGUAGGUAAUUCAAAUUAAGCUUAGUAAAAAAAUAAUAUUUUGUUUAGCAUUACCUUAGUUUCAGUUUUAAUAAACACUAUAAUUUAAAAUUAUAUUACCUAUAUAAUAAUAUAAUAUAAAUAUGUUUAGUAUAAUUAUUAUUAGGUAUAUCUUAUGAAUUGAAUAUACUACCCACGGUUUAUAUUAUAAUACAAUCAGACUUGUGCUCAGAAUUUCUUCAUGGUGCAGGAGAGGGGAGGUUUAUGAAGAAAAAGGAAUUAUAAAAUAAUCACAUCAAUUAUAAGUCAGAUCAAAAAUUCAAAAGACAAAAAUACAAAUUAUGAUUUUUUGACCGAACAUUAUGGAGUCAUGGUGAAGUAAACUAUUGUUUUUAAUUCGACACAACUAAUAUCUAUAACUAUCAAUAAUCUAAAUGAAUAAAAGACAAUGCGAGAGGUUUGAACACUCUCCCCCCAACCCUUACGCACGGGCAUGAAUAAAAUAUUAUAUUCUAGUAUUUUAUAUAACUUCCCUAGACAAGGUUAUCACUUAUAUACGAGUAUAAAAUACAACACAUGAAGUAUCUAAAUUAUGCUUAUAUACCAAUCUUAUUAAUCAUUUUAAAAUUUGAAAUUGUACCGAUUCUAUGUGUGAAUUAUUGUUUCUAUUGCGAAUUAGGAUAGUACUAUAAUACUAUCUUAAUUCGAUUAUUUCUAUACAGGUACUUGUGUUUAACAAUAUCUGCAUUAUAUACAGACAAUGACACAGGAUAUACUUAGUAAGUAGUAAUAAUCAUAAAUAUAUUUAUUUUAUGCGAUAUUACAUUGGUUUUGUACACAGAUGUAUGGUUUAUAAUUUUAAGUUAUAAUUUAUUCUGUAUACAUGUAUAAUAGGUACAUAAAUUCCUAUUAUAUGUGAUGCUGCUGUGUACCUAUACACAUUUUUUUAACAAUAAUAUAAAAACAUAGUAUCUAUUGGUACUUCAGUAUUAUAAAAUAAACGCAUUCCCCACUAAAAUUAAAAUUACAAAAUAAACAUAAUACUAGGUAAUAUAUAUGACCUACUAGAAUAAAGUAUGAAAUAUUAUACGACAAUUUAAACAGUUGGUUUGAUUUAUUUGUGUUUGACAAAGACGAAUGGCCUAUAUAUAGGUAUUUACUAUUUCUAAACAAUAAAGUAAGCACAUGAUAUUUUGACGCUUGUCACUUGUAAAGUUGUUGGUAUAUACGAUACACCUGUAUACUCUGUAGGUAUAGGUGUAGGGCGUAACUAGUAAUUGUGUACUUUUUAAACUAUUGAGAUUGAGUCAUGUUUUUAAUAAUAUUGUUUGCCUAAUAUGAUUGAUCAGAAAAUUAAUAUUUCAGUAAUAUAUGUAUAAAAUUAACAUAAAUUAUAGCCAUAAUGGAUAAUUUAGAAUCUGGAAUUUUGAGAACAUUUAAUUUAUGAGUAUCACAAGGGUUAUUUAUACUAAUUAUUAAAUACUUUAAAUUUGGUUUUUAAUAGAAUCAUUUCAAAAAGGUAUCUGCAGUUAUCUUAUUUAAAUAAUAUGUAGUUAACCUGAAAGAUUUUAAUUUUGAAUUUAUUUAAUAAAUAAUAAUAUUAAAAAAAAUCUUUUAAUUCUUUAGGUUAAAGGUAAUUUAAAAUAUUUAUUAUGAUUGUACAAUCACCGUUUAAUUUAAUCAGCGAACUUAACGGUUGUAUUUCAAAUUUAAUGAUUUGUUUGAUAAUUAAUUAGUCUAAGAUUUUCAAGGAAAUAUAUUGAUUUUACUAUGAUGUGUUUUUUUUGUUUUUUGUAUUAAUGAGUUAUUCUCGAAUUAAAUUGAGUUGAGGAAUUUCUAUCAAAAAUUUUCCUUCAAUAAAAACUUUUUAAGAUCCCUGUAUAGCAUUUUUGACAUAGGUAUUGUAUUGAAAAGGUUAGGCUGAUUUCUGUUGUUUUCUUAAUAAACGGAAAAAACCGGUAAUUUUUGUUGAUUUUUGGGUUACCUUGGUAAGAAGGGAAAAAAUAUGAUUAAUAAUAUCUUACUCAGAAAAGUUUUUCAUUAGACAUGGUUUGUCGUUUCGUACAGAUACCAAUUAACUCUAUGUAUACCUCUUCCAAAUUCUCUCCUAAAAUAGUGCAUACAUCCAUCAAUAUCAUCAGACUGUUUACAUUAAAAAAUUUACAAAAAAUCACCUUGGUAGUUUGAGUAUAUAAAAAAAAAAAUCAAUAUAAAACUACUCGAUUAAAAUAAUUUCUCUUUAUAUAUUGGGGAAACUAUACAUGAGUAUAUAGGUAUCAGAUUUCCAUGUAGGUAGUGAAAUCGGUGAAGCGGCACACUAAUGGAACUGUCACGAAGAAAAAUAACAAAAAAAAGAUUUUAUUAUAAAAGUACCAAUAAUUUCUCUGGGGAUUGAACACGAUAAUAGAAUUAAUUAUUAUAUAGACAAUAUAUACAUAAAUUAUUCGGAAAAAAAGAUUUUAGAAAUUUUAAUUAAAAUUACAGUAUUAUAUUAUUAUUUUUACACAGAUAUUAAUUAUUAUAAACAGUUCAAUAGUUUUAAAACAAAAUAAUAUUUGUGUAUCAAAAAUAUAAUCAUAGGUAAACGUCAUAAUAAUGUAGUGUGCAGAUACAUUAAAGGGUCUCCCAUAUUAUGUGUAUUUCGCUAUCACAUAGAAAGGACUAUCCAGAAUUUUAUGAUAAGAUAAAUAAAUCUAUUUUUUGUUAAAAUCAUAUAUUUUAUUUUCAAAAUUUAGUUUGAAUUAUAGAAUAUUUGAAGACGAAAUUCAAUAUGUCUUACACAGCUUCUCUAAUAGAAGGAUAAUAUUAUAUAAAUAUAUUAUACCUAAAAGUUUACCAAUUAAUUGGUUUUCAAGAAAGAACCGAAAAAUUAUGCUUUUAAACUUUAAUAAAACCAUAUUAACGUAAAUUCGGAACAAUAUACCCGUAGCAAGUUUGCUCUUGUGAGCGGGCUUUUUCCAAGAUGACUAUUGUGAAAUCUUAACUCAGAAGUACUACUAGUACAAUUUACAGGAACGUCUUGAUGAUUUUCUUACGAUGAUAUUUAUCUAACGGAAAAAUUGCCUGAGACAUCAAUACCGAAAAGUUAUACCUUCAUGAAUUUAAAAUGCAUGAUUAUACAAAGAUAGUUUACAACACCGGUUGAUUGUUGCAGUAGGUUAGGAUAUUGUUCAAAUAGAAUUACGCGCAUAUUUUAGUAAUAUGGUUGAAUAAAAUAAUAACUAUUUAUAAUAAAUAUUUUAUGUUUUGAUGACUACCUAUAUAAUUACGUAUUCAAACAUAAUAUGCACUGCAGGCCAAUGGGUAUGGGCGAUCCCUCGCUCCUGCAAAAUCGUUCCAGUAGGUUAGUGCUAUAAUAUAAUAUUAGUAUACAUCAUAUCUCAUCAUAUACCUAGCUAUUACACCGUGUACUUGUACUGUAUAAAAUGAUAAAAAAAAAAAUACGCGAUUAUUUUUAAUAUUAUAUUAUUAUAUCAAACGUGCAACCUGUAAUAAUAAAAUAUAUAUAUAAAAACUUUUGUUUUUUGUUUUUAUAUAUUAUUAUACAAAGAAUGGAAAUAUUAUAAAACGCACGAAAAUAUAAUGCAGUGAAUUUUAAAAUCACGAAACUGACUUUGCGAAUUAUAUUUCCACUGUAUAGGUACCUAAUAUAGAGGUAUAUAGGUACGAAUAACACGCGAGUUUUACAAGGGAGAAUGUAUUUUAUUACUCUCUCGUGAACUAAAUAUUUUGUGUACAGUCUAUACACUAUACAGUCAUAAUAUUGUUAUUAUACUGGCUCUGAAAUUUACCUACCUGCAUAUUAAUGAGUAUUAGGCAUAUUAUAUGUCCUACAGUAUAAAAAUCGGUAUGCAGUUUUUAAUAAAUACAUGUGUUUGCGUUGGUUAUGACUUAUGAAAAAAAAUGACACAAAAACGCGAAUAUUUUAAAGUUAAAUGCGACCAUAAUAUACAUCUGUACAGAAUGAUUAAAAAUGUUCUGUUAAAAAAAAAUAUAUUUCACGCUAUAUUAUAAUACUUACACAUUAUGCUUAAUUUAGAAAAAAAAAGUGUAUAUAUUUGAAAUAUUUAAUGAUAUAUUGAUUCGAUUAUCUGCUGUACACAGAUCUAAAUAUAACCAAUUAUCCGCUUGUAAUUACUAUGUUUUUACCACUAACCAACUCAAUGGUGUUUUCGGAGAUUUUUAAACGGGGGAGAAACAAAAAAAAUAUAUAACUUAUAAAUUCUCAAUAGAUAUUAUAAUUUAUUAAUAUUUUACAAUAAGCUGCAGUAAGUGGUGAAAUUUAUUUACUUUUAAAAUCACAAUUGUACAUUUUAAAUUUUUUAAAAAAAAUUAAAAUUUUGAAAUAAAUUUUAAACGGUUGUAUUUGAGGCAAUUUUUGAGAUAGGAAAAAUAGUAUCUAUAAGUCAAAUUUGAUUGAAAAAAUAUAUACAUGAUUAUUAGAAUCCGGUGUUAAAAAUAGUGAUUUUAAAUUUAGAAGAUGUAAGUUUUAUUGCAAAUCUGUUCACCGUAGAAGUCAAAAUGUUGAAAAUAUGUUCAACAUUAUGCGUAUUUCGGUACCCCUGAUAUUCCUAAAUGAACCCCGUUUUAAUCUAAAUCCAUAUGGCUGAAAUAGUAGUGAAAUAUAUUUUGCGUGACAAUUGAAGCAAAGCACGCUGUAAAUAAGAAAUAUUUUAAAAGCUGUUUUGGUUAUAUACAGGGGUUUUUUUUAUCGCGAAACAGCGUGGCCAGUUUGACCAUGCUCGUAUUUAUUUAAACGACGAAUUGUAAUGUUCUCUAUCGUUACGACACAGGUCAAUAAUAAUUAUAAUUAAUAAAUAAAGAGCUGGGGACGUGAGCAGUGAGCCACUAUUGUAGGAAGUUGGGAAGUUAGAAUACAUAAUGUUAUUUAAUUUAUAUUUGGAAGCAACGAUUAACUAUUGCUCAAAAAAAUAAUUUGGAAGAAGUUCGGUUAAACAUUUUUUAAAAGACCGUAAAUAAAAAAAAAACUACGUUACACUCAAUUUUUUUUUUUUUGACCACUAAGUAUGUCUUAUAAUGAAUCCCCUUUACAUUUUCAAACAUAUCUGUUUAGUCCAGUGAUUCUCAAACUCGUUAAUUCUCCUCCCUAUGUGGAUGUUCAAAAAUCUCGCUCACCUCCCUCCUAACAACAUAAUAAUAAGAAAAAAAAAGUGAUCAACAAAAAGAUUUGUACGAGGACAAAAUUAAAGCUACGCCAUAAAUUCAGCCAUCCAAGAAACUGCCCCUGCCCCUGUCGCCCCCUACUUAAAUACAGCCCUGCUUAUAGCCUCACUCGAAAUUGGAAAAAUAUUGCUGGUAGAAAACAUUGUUUGCAAAAAUUAAAAACAAUGAAAUCGGAUACACCGUAAAUAUGUGCCGUGUUACCUAUAAUUUUCUUUUUUUUAUUAAACUUCUUGGAAAAUCAAAAAAUUACCUUCCCAAUUUCCUUUCGGAAAAAUCACUUGCACUCUAUGUUACAUCGUAGCAAUAUUUCUGGUAAAAAAGUUGUUAGAGAUACAAGAAAAAAAAGAAAUAAGGAAAUACACAUCGAAGUAAAACCAAUAAGAUUGCACACGCUACGGUCCAAAUCGGAAACAGUCCGUCAACGAGUCGACGGAGAAUCGAUCACGUGGGGGGGGGGGGAGAUUGUGAUGAAACGUGUAACCGAACACGUGGCGUUGAACGUGAAAAUAAAUAAAAGAAAAAAAAAACCUGACAAGUCGCCGCCGAUCACCGCGGGGACUCCGGGAAUUCACGCUGUAGUUCUCGCGGACCGCGGUCUUACGCCUGAGCCCCUGGUACGGUAUUUCGGUCGGCGUGCGCGCGUCUCCGGCGAUGACCUCCUCGGCGACCGGACGCGGGCCGCACCGGCGCCAGUGCACCGUCACCGGACGCUCGCGGACUCUUGCGACGGCGGCACGAAACCGCGAUCAUGUACCAGGGUCUCAUGCCGAACGCUGCCGUCCGCGGCUGGACGAGUAUCUCGGUGUCCCCGCACUCCCGAGCCGCUUAUAUUCGCAUGAGUUCCUGAUACCGAAUGGCAUUCAUUCGGGCGCCAGGCGUUUGGAGUCACCGUCUGACAGUCGGUGACGGAUUUUUUUUUUUAUGCUCGUAAUGUCUAAAGGGUUAAUUUUGUAAACACGAUUUCUCUUUCUUUUUACUUCGGACGAAUCUGGAAUAAUAAUGGCAUCGUCGGAUAUAUAUAUAUAUAUAUACACGUUUUGUCCACAGUUGAAAGAAUCAGUAAAAGGAGUAUUAAUAACGUGCAUUUAAUUUAGGUUUUUUUUUCUUUAAAAAGACGUAAAAAUAAUAAUUCUAGCGUUUUCGAGCCAUUGUUUUUAAAAUAUUAUGAAUCACACGAUACGUUCACACACACGCAAGCCCGGAUUUAGACUUUCAGGGGUCAAUGUGUGGGUUCCUACCAAUGAAAACAACUUUUUAAAAUAAUAAAACAAAUUUAAACCAUUUAAUUAAGUAUAAUAAAAAUAAAAUCAAGUUCGUAUUUCAUGUAAGUCUUUUUUCUUACUUUUUGUGUAGCAAAUGCUUUUAAGGUUUUAUUAAAGCUUAAAUUUUGUAGAAUAUAAUUUUCUGUAGACAAUAUCAUUAAUGAUGACAGACUAUUUUGAGUUUGUGAAAAUCUAUUUUUAUUUAUAAUUUUGGACAACUUCGAAAAUGCUCUCUCUGUACAAGUAGCAACAACUAAUAAUGCAGUGUAUAGUGUAGACAGCAGACUGCUGUAAUCAGUAGGUAUCUGUGUUCUGAGUACCUAUGAUGGUCACAUACUCACGUAAACAAAUUUUCCAAAUAAUUCUACUUUUAAAUACAGCGAUAACAAAAUAUACCCCCAUUCCCAACACACACAAACCUGGCCAUAUGCCCCACUUACCACGCCCGUGGUGGUUAACAAGGUAGCCGGGUUGUUAGGGCAGGCCUGUUAAUUCAUACACGAAAAAAUACAAAUACAAAUACUCUUGUGCACUAUAAAAUUUACAAAUUACCACUCAAUAUAAUUUUAAGCCGAGAAGUCUAUGAGUCCUUUACAUACGUGGACCCCGGGAACGUGCCCCCCCCCCCUUAAUCCAGGCUUGCACACACGACUAGGUUACUCAGCGUACUAAAUGUAUUUAUGUUUUCCAAUAUAUUAUUAUUAGGGCUGUGCAUUUAAUGCAGUGAAAAACUUUUAAAAUUACAUUGAAAAUGCACAAAAAAAUACUAUAAAACAUACAUUUAAAAUCUCAAAGAAUGCAAUAUAAAAUUUAAUUUUUAUAUUUAUUUUGAUAUUACUUAUGUUACUAAUAUCGAUAAAUCGCAAGCCCAUUAAUAACUAAUUUAAGCAAUAUUACCUUAUUUUAUCGAAUCUUUAUCUUUACUUAAUCCGUAUAUAGCUUGUGUAAAAUAUUAUUUUAUAAAACAUAAAUUUUACGUCUAUAUAGCAUGUGUAAAACAAAAAAUAUGAAUUGACGGAAUUUGAUUAAAAAUAUCGGAAAAUGAACUAAAAAAGAAAAUAUGACUUAAAACGUCCAAAAAAAACCAAAAUAGUUGUUAAGUUUAAGGUGUAAGUAAUAAGGUUAAAAUAAUAUUAUAAAUUAACACAAAUAAUCGUUUGUUUUUUGGGCAAAUUAUUUUUAAUCAAUAUAUUUUUGAAAUAUUUUGUGCUAAUAUCCUUGUGAUUUUAGGUGAUCCCAGGGUUAUAUAUUGGUAGUUUUAGAGAUUCAAAAGAUGUUGCUCAGUUAGAAAGUAAUCAAAUAACUCACAUAGUUUCCGUAAUGGACGUACCAAAGAAAAUUCAUCAAGUAGCCACCUAUUUUUUUCUUAUAAUAAAAUUAAAAAAAGUUUUUAAAUAUAAACUUGCGUGUAUUUUAGGAUAAAAACUACUUGUGCAUUGAAGCUACCGAUAGUCCCGAACAAAAUCUAAUACAAUAUUUUCAAAUAUGCAACAAUUUUAUUCACAAAGCUCGCCUUAAAAGUGAAAAUGUUUUAAUUCAUUGGUAAUAAAUUAGUAAUUUCUUAAUACAUUCUAAUGAAAUUAUUAUUAUUUUUUUUUUAGUUUGGCUGGGAUGUCAAGGAGUGUAACAAUAGCUGCUGCUUACAUUAUGUCAGUUACUACUAUUAAAUUAAAACACGUUCUUCGACUUUUGAAAGCAUGUCGAUCGAUUGCCUGUCCUAACGAAGGAUUCAAUAAACAACUCCAAUAUUUUGAGUGCAAUUAUUUAUUAGAAGUAAGUAGCUAACUAUUUAUAGUAAAAUCACUAUUUUUGGUAAAUGAUCAAAAUAAAAAUGGAAUAAAUUCAAUAAAAAAAAAUGACGGACAUACUUUACUAGUGGGUGCACUGUGCAACCACGGUUGUAGGUGGAAAGUAGGGAAGGUAGGAUACAGACGAGAAUUUAUUGUAUAUCUGUAAGUAACGAUAAACCAUUGUUAACAAAAAAACAAUUCUGAGCAAAAUUCAAUAUUGAUAGUGUUGCUUUGUCAACAUUAAUAUAUAUUUCAUAUUAUUGUAAAAUGAUUACAAUAAUGCGCGUUUCCAUGACGAUUGCUUAAAAAAUAUUAAAAUAAUAAAAACUUAACAAUAACAAAAAAUAAAUAAAAACGGUUGCCAAUGACUUUAUUUUUAAUUUUUCAAUUUUUUUCAACCUAUAGAAUCAGGUUUUCCUCAUUAUCCCAAAUAUUAAUGAGAAUUUCAUAAAAUGACCUUUCUAAAGUACCACUCAGAGAGCAUUUCAUUUCGGAAAAGGUGCUAUACUUGAUAUUCAGAGUAAUUUUUCUGGUAGAACAUAUUCAGAUAAAAAAAAUAAAAAAAUAAAAUAAUAAAGAUCAUUGUAAAACCAAUACUCUCCUUUUUCUACUCAGAAUCUAAAAUAUAUAUAUAUGCAUAUAAUGUAUUAACUUUACAGAAAAUUAGAUACAAUUAUUUCAUUAUUUGUAAUAUUAUUUAGAAAUUCAUGUAUUAUAAUAUGAUAAUAAUAAUAAAACUACCUAGUUUUUAUUGUUAUUAUUUGAUACAAUAUUACAGGUUGACAAUUAUUACCUACCAUGUUAAAUUUUAAAAUGUUGGCAUUAUAGUAAUAUAGUAAAAUAUAUAAAGUUAAAUAAAUACCUACAUUAAAUAUAGCUGCUAAUAACAAUGUGUAUUAAAUAAUUAUUAUACAUAUUAAAGAGAGAUAAGUACAUAGGCACUCACCUCACUUCAGAAACCAGUAGUUAUUAUGAAUAAUAUGAAUUAUUCAUUACAAAAUUAAAAAUCAUUCUGAUUAGAGCUUAGAAUUAAAACUAUUACUUUUUUUAAAAAUUUUAUUUCAACAUGUAUUAACUUGGAAAUUGUAAAAAUUAUGCUUUUCCAGAACAAACUAUUUAUUUCCUAGCCAAAAUUCAAAAUGUUUUGCUUAAAUGAAUUUCUACUUAAAAUGUAACACCACACAGUGUGUACCACAAUGUUCAACGGAUUGUUCUAGAGCUCUUAAUAUUAAAUAUUUUUCAAUUUUUUUUUUUUUUUUUUAUCGUUAUUUCUUUAGUAUCAAAUAGGAAAAAAAAAUUUAAAUAUUCAAUAUUAAUAACUCUAGAAAAAUUUGUUGAAUAUGGUUGGAUAUACUGUAUGUGUAAAAAAAAUUAUAAACAAUAACUUUGUCAUAUAUUCUAUGUUAAUUAAAUGUUAAAUAAAUCUACAUAAACAUGUAGAAAUUGUUAGAAUAAUAGUAUUCAAAAAACAGAUCAAAUAAUUUUAAAGUGCAUUUACAUAUCAAAAAAUCAUAAAUUUAACUAUUUUGAAAUUUACAUUAAGUAAUUAUAGAUAUUUAAAAAUGAUCCCAAUAAUUUGUUUGUUACUAAAAUUUCACCAAUAUCAAAAUAUUAAAAAUUUUUGACUAAAUAUAAAAGCAACAAAAUCAUUUUACAAUUUUAAUUAUUUUUACUUGGUUUCAGGAAAGAAACAGACUAAAAUUGAUCAGUAAUUCCAAUAAUCAACUAACAGCAGAUGAAGAAUAUUGUAAGAAAAUCAUUCACAGUGGAGAAGAUCACAAAAAAUAAUAAAUAUACAUUUUUAUAUUUAAAUCAAUAAUUUAUGAUAAAUAAAACAAUCAAUAUAAUUUUAGAAUAAAUACUUAAUAAUACACUUUUUAAAUAUAAACAGUUAUUUAAAUUUAAUUAAAUAAAAUGGAAGACCAAUCUCAAAAAUUUUUUUUUUUAAAAUGAUAAAUAGUAGGCUAAUAAUAGGCAUUAUAUUAUUUUUUUAAAACUUUUUUUAGGUUUAAUAGAAAUAAUACUUUUACAUUAAUCACUAGAUCUAAUUAUUCUUCGAAUGCCCCGCCCUGGAGCUUUUGGUUUACUGAAUUUUGGUUUAUCUGAUUCUUUUUCUGGAUAUAAUUCAUCUAAUAGAUACUUUUCGUUAAUGACAUCGUCAUUAUCUAUUUCCAACUAUAAACAUAAUGUAUUACUAUAUAGUUUAUUUAUAAAAUAAAAUAAUAAAUUAUUACUUUUUUAUUAAUUUUUAAUUUAUAUAGGUUUUCUAACUCUUCGAUAAAUGGUGAUUUGCAACUGGAAUAUAACAUCCUCACUUUUAUAGGGCACGAAUACCCUGGCAUCGAGUAAAUGAAAACUAAAAAAUAUAAAACAAAUAAUAAU
This is a messenger RNA of Cinara cedri, 22617 nucleotides long. The record is from the annotation of a GenBank genome assembly. NCBI's taxonomy places the organism in Eukaryota, Metazoa, Arthropoda, Insecta, Hemiptera, Aphididae.